Molecule: messenger RNA, 4368 nt
Organism: Adineta steineri
Lineage: Eukaryota; Metazoa; Rotifera; Eurotatoria; Adinetida; Adinetidae
Source: the annotation of a GenBank genome assembly
AUGACACGUCAUAAUCAUGAUAAUUUUAAAGAAACUCCAUCAGCAUCAACAACGUCUAUUAACAAUACUAUUAUUGAUUUACCUGAUCUUUCUGCUUUUCGACCCGAUGAAAAAAAACAUAUUCUCAAUGUUUUAGAACGUGAUGAAAAUCUUCGAAAUAAACAUCUAUCACGUUUUAUGAAUUUAAGAAAAGAAGUUGCAGAUCUUGAAAAAGAAUCAAAAAAAGUAUCAACAUCCGUUUGUGCUCGAUGCCAAACACCAUUUGGUUUUAUAUUUAAUACAGGUGAUAUAUGUCCAAAGUGUGGUGCAAAAGUUUGUAAACAAUGUCGACUUAUGUAUAAUGUUAAUGAUAAUGGAUGGUUAUGUCAACUUUGUUGUAAACAGAUGCAAUUAAUGAGCUAUUCAGGCGAAUGGUUAUAUUCAAAUCGUCAUAACCUUGAAAAACUUUCAACAAAUCCACAAGAUGCUCAAUAUGGAUCUUUAUCACAUUUAUUUUCAGCACGAGAUUCACAUAUGGAAUCAAGUUCUGAUUCUGAACCAGAAGAGAUUAUUCAAUCAAUGACUGGAGCUAGUCGAUUCAUUAUUCCAGCUUUACCUGCUAAAAUAGAUAAACAAGGAUUAACAGAAUCGGAAAUAAAAACUGAUAAAAUGAUACGUCAAAGUGAGAUUGAUGAACAAAAAUUAAAGUUUAUUAAAGAACAUAUAAAAAAACGUCCAGUAAAUGUUACAUUUACACAACCAUUACCACGACGAACUCAACAACUUACAUUGCCAUCGCCAACUUCAAGAUAUGAUUCAUCAGAUGAAACUAAUUCUAUGGUAAAUCAAUCAAAUAAUCGUCAAAAGGAAGCAUCAAAGAAACAAAAUUCAUCAUUAAUGAAAGAUAUAGCAGUAUUUAAACCAAAACUAAAUGAUAGUCAAAAUAUCGACUCGCAACAUAUUGAAAUGGAUCGUAGUUCAAUCGCAUCUGAUAUGACAAAUAAUGAAACAAAAUCAAAACGACAAAGAUUAAAGGAAAAAUUAUUUCAUCAUCCACUUAAUCAAAUCCCUAGACAACAAAGUACCGAAUCUCCAAAAACUAGCAAACUAUCUUCCAAACAUCUCAGUGCUUCAAUGCAAAAUAUACGUGAUACAGUUCGAAAUGUUUCACCUGGAAAUUUCUUAUCAUCACGUACUUCUUUAAACUCAGAAAAGAAAGCUAAAGUCCGACAAUCAAGUACUUCAACUGUUAAUGAAGAUGAUACAGUAUCAUUAAAAGUUCCAGAUAAACAAAGUAGAUCGAGUAUUACCAUGACCGACCUUUAUCAUCAUGAACAACAACAAACAAACCUAAGUGAACAUACACCAGUUUUAACAAGUUCAACAAUGCCAAGUUUUUAUCCUCCAACAAGACAUCGUCCUUUUAUUAGUAAACAUAUAUCGGAUCAUGAUGAUGAUGAUUCUGAUUCGAUUUAUAAUCAAGCAUUUAUUGUACAAGUCUUUCAACAUUGGAAAAUUAAAACAUUAGAACAUCAACAAGCAUUACAUAAUGCAGCAAAUAUGAGUACAAAUAAUACUGCACCUAAUCAUUUUUCUCAAGCAUCUAUUAAAACACUUCCACCUGUAGAAACCCCAAAAAAUGAGGGUAUUAAUGAUGAAAUUUUGUCAAAUGACGUAGUAAAUGCGGUUAAUGAAUCACAAAAGCCUAUAAUAACAAUGAAAAAAAGAGACAUACCAUUAGUAACCACACAGACACGACGAGCAUCUCAUUUGAAACAAAGUAUGUCCGUACCACCCGAUACUUCAAAUCCAAAUUUACUUGCGCCUCAUACUAAAACUAAAUUUGGAACUACAACAACAACGACAGCAACAACAACAACAACAAUUUCACCUAAAAAAACCAACAAACCGGCACCUAUAUUUAUUGCACCAAGAAAAACUCAACCACCAUCAUUACCACGUUCGUAUUCAUGUCUUUCUCUUGAUGAAUCAUCACAAAACAAACGUCGAGGUAUGUUUGACAAGCAAAGCGCAUAUGGUGAUGAUCAAAAUUCAAUGACAAUGUCGUCAUUUUGGGCACCCCCACGUUCACUUACUCCAUCACCUAGUAGUCCAAUUGAUGAUGAUGAAACAUCAGGUGAUGAAAAUAAUCAUGAAAGUUUAUUAAUACGAAAUAAAAAAUUUUUUAAAAAAACAACAAAAACCAAAGAAAAACAUUAUUUAUCUAUUCCUUCAAAUCUAAAUAUACCGACAGCUAUCUGUAUUACCGAUCCGCAUGGACAUUCACGCGUAUUUGAUAUAAAUAACGAUUGGCAUGAAGAAUUUUCUAAUAAUGAACGAAUUGUAGAAAAUGAAUUUACUUCAACGAAUACAUUCGAUCCAAAUAGUUUAUUUGAUUAUUCUUCUCCUUCAUCGUCAAUUGUGGUUAUUCCACCAUCACCUCCUACUAGUCCUGAUAAAUAUGCACUACAUAGUAUUGGAGAGGAAGAAGAAGAAUAUGCAUUCGAAAAAGAAAAUAAUGAUGGUAUUAUUUUAUCAAAAGAACUUAAUCGUAUUGAAGCAUAUUCACGAUCACGACAGACUAAUUCAAAUGUACAAAAACAAAAAACUGUUGAUCAAAAACAAAAUCAAAAUCAAAAUGGUAAACCAUUAUUAGAAAGACGAUGGAGUGAUAGUUUUGUUAAUGAUGAUGAAAAUCAUAUUGGAAUACAACAAUCACCACUUGUUAAAAUGGCUAGUGUAGCAUCUAUUGCAAAACCAUCAGUAACUCCACCAGUUAAAUUAUCAAAAACAAAGUAUCUUCUUAUAAAAUUACAUUUGGCAUCAUUACCAAAUAAAGAAGAAGAUUUAAAUUAUUCACCACCACCGCCGCCAACUACAACAGCAGCGCCAUCAUCGUCACAUAUUCCUACAAAAUAUGAAGCUUCACAACCACAUAUAAAUGAAUCAAAAGAAUCAUUGGAGGACAAUCAAGAAGAACUGUCUGAGACAGUUAUUCAAACACAAUCAAAACAAGAACCUUCAGCUAUAACACAAAAUAAAACAACAAUAAAAACUAUAAUAACUACAAUAAGUGAUGAAGAGAAUCAUGGAAAUACUCGUACAAGUCGAACACCAACUAUUGAGAAUCGCGUGGAUACUCAUGUGGUUCGAAAGCCAAGUGAUGAGAGUCGUGUGACUACUCGUACAGAUCGAAUACCAACUAUUGAGACUCGCGCGAAUACUCGUCCAGAUCGAUCACCAAGUGUUGAGAAGCGUGUGACCACUGAUACAAAUCGAUCACUAAGUGUUGAGACACGUACGACUACUCACACAGGUCGAACGCCAACUGUUGAGACUCGCACGAAUAUUCGUACUGGUCGAACAGCAAGUGUUGGUAAUCGUGCAACCAAUGCUGAUAGUGAUGAGGAUAUCGAUAAUACUUUCAAACAAGCUAAAUUGGGUUCACAAUUAAGUAUCAAUAGUGCAAUAAGUGAUACGAAAUCUCAAUUUGACAUUGAAAUAACUGGUUCAAUUACAUUAAAACUUACUUAUGAUACAACAAAAAAUUUAUUAAAUGUUUUAAUUCAUAAAUGUACUAAUUUAGCUCCUGCUAAACGAAAUCAAACUUCAAAUCCUUAUUGUAAAACAUAUUUAUUACCUGAUGAAUCAAAAACUAGUAAACUUAAAACAAGUGUUAAAAAACAUACAACAGAUCCAGCAUUUGGCGAGACAUUACAUUAUCAAGUUAGUGCUCGUGAUUUUAAUUCGCGUAUCUUAUGGGUUUCCGUUUGGAAUCGAUCAACAUUAAAACAUAAUGAUUUUCUUGGUGAAAUACAUAUUCCAUUAGCUAAUUGUACAUUGGAUAAAGUGGGAGAAUAUACACUUUUACCUCGAGUACAAAAAGAUGACGCUGCAUCGAUUAAUGAGUCGAUAGCUGAAACUGGUGAAUUACAAUUUGAAUUAACUUUUAUUGAAAAUGAUAAAAAUAAAGAAUUAGGAACUAUACAAGUUAAUGCAAUUCAAGGUAAAGGUAUUUAUUAUGGAAAAAAUAACGUCGAUGCUAUUUGCAAAGGGCUCUUAAUGCCUGAUAAAACUAAACGAAAAUUACCAACAGUACGUCGAGGACCAUUUCCAAAAUGGGAUGUUCCAUUACGAUGGGAAAGUAUACGUCGUAGUAAUUUAAGAAAUAUGUCUAUUGAAAUUAGUAUAUGGUGUCAAGAACGUUUUCGAAAAAAUAUGAUUGGUUCUAUUAAACUUAAUUCAUCACAAGGACAAAUUGAUGAUAAACCUGUUAAAUGGUUAGAAGCUACAAAGGCGGAAAAAACUGCUUGGGAAUUAUUUCUAAAAGAUCCAACGAAAAUUCAUCAUUGUCGACUUCCACUUCGACCAGCAACUAAUGACAAAUAA